CUCCCUUAAGGGUGUGCAAGGUGUGCGGCUGCACCCUUGACUUUUUCUGAGGGGCGGCACUUGAGGAAAAAAUUAAGAAAAAAAAAUUCUUUUUUUUAGAUUUUUCAACUUUUUUUUUAUUAAAUGAAAGUUUGAGUAGUUUUCGGGUUAGGUAUUUUGAUUUUUUGACGAAUUCUUAUAGUGUCAAUGUAACUCACUAGAUGGAUAAUAUGUUUUGUAGUUCAAGCAGACUAUCUUAAAAGUCCAAGUUUGAGUUUGAAUUGGUUAAGUCACGACUCAGGUACGUAUUUAUAUUUUACUUAGAUUUAACAUGUAUAAUUCUGAAUUUUAGUUGUUUGUACAAGAAUAUUUUACUCUAAACCUUUAGCUUUAAGAAUUGCUAUGACCUAUGAGUGAUCAGCAAGUGAAAAAGAGACUUCGGCAAUCAGGUUCGCAAUAUCGAAUGCAGAAGCAAAGACGAAGUGAAGAAAAUUCUAAGCAAGGGUCAGCUCUUUUACAGUUUUUAAAACCGGCAAACAGUAAUAAUAAGGAUCAACAACAGCCAAAAGAGCAUAGCCAGCGAGAAGAAGAGACUGAAGAGUUAGAAAACCAAGACCUAGAUCUAGAAUUACUUCAGGCUGAGACGGCAGGCCCUGACCCCGACACAGAAAAUAAUCCAGAUAUUCUGGAAAUCUCAAAUUUAGAUAUCACUGUCUUUGUAGAGAAAGUCAGCACUGAAGGUUCAUUUGACGCUGAAGAUCCUGCUCUGUGGCCAACGAUUAUAAAUGAAGAUUUACGCCAAACUUUAGUGAAAAAAGGCUUUCGUCAAAUCAAAAAUUUUGAAUAUCCUAGCAAUGAAAAGAAGAGAAGAUUCAAUGAAAGAUUUUUUAUUCGUCGUACGCCAAAUGGAGAAAUGGUUCCAAGAAAAUGGCUUAUGUAUUCUGUGUCAGCAGACUCUUUAUUUUGCUUUUGCUGCAAACUUUUUUCCAACGAAAGUACUUCAUGGACUAAGAGAGGUUUCGAUGACUGGACCCAUACUUCAACUGCAUUGGAAAAACACGAGAAAAACCAAAAGCAUUUUAAAGCAUUUGGUGAUUGGAAGGAUCUUGAACUUCGACUAAAAACUAACUCUACUUUAGAUCACAUAAACCAGAAGAUCAGAGAUGAACAAGUAGCAUACUGGAGGAAUGUAUUGCGCAGAAUAUUUUCGGUGGUUCGAUUUCUUGGAGUUCAAAACCUGGCCUUUCUUGGCAAAUCUCACAAGAUCUUCACUCCUGGAAAUGGGAAUUUUUUGAAAACCAUUGAACUUCUGGGGCAAUUUGACGACAUUACUAAAGAACACCUUCGACGGUCCGCUUCAAAGGAAACCAGUGUUCACUAUCUUGGUCCGACAAUCCAGAACGAAAUCAUUUCUGUUCUCAAAGAGCUUAUUUUGAAAAACAUCAUCGAUCGUCUGCUUGUUGCUAAAUAUUACGGAAUGAUUGUCGACUGUACUCCGGACAAGAGCCAUCAAGAACAGAUGAGCAUGAUUCUUCGAUUCGUCGACAUUACUGAAGCUUCUCCAGGUGUUCCAGCCCAAGUAAAAAUUUGUGAACAUUUCGUUGGAUUUUUGGUGGUAGAUCGAUCUGAUGCUAUGAGUCUUCUUGCCGUUAUAAAACAGCAUUUGGAAACACUCAAAAUUCCCUUAGAAGAUAUGCGGGGUCAAGGCUAUGACAACGGUGCAAACAUGAGCGGUAGACAUAACGGCGUUCAAAAGCGAAUCCAAGAUCUGAAUCCGAGAGCUUUGUUUGUGCCUUGUAACGCGCACAGUUUGAAUCUCGUUCUUAAUGACGCUGCAAGCUGUUGCGUAGCGGUCGUUUCUUUUUUUGGCAUUAUUCAAGCCCUUUAUGUGUUUUUCUCUUCGUCAACUAAACGCUGGCAAGUUCUUCUUCAAUUUGUCCCUAACCUAACACUUAAGCCAUUAAGUGAAACUCGCUGGGAAAGUCGUAUCGAUGCCAUCAAGCCCCUUCGCUAUCAACUUGAAAAUGUGUAUGACGCCUUACAGCAUCUGGCAAACGAUGAAACUUUAGUGGGGCCCAAUGGAACAAAAACGCGUGCUGACGCAUUUGCACUAGCAACAAACAUCGCCAAAUUCAACUUUAUCUGCUCUCUUGUUCUGUGGCAGAAUGUUCUUUUUGAAAUUAAUGUUACUAGUAAAAUUCUUCAACGAGUGGAAACAGAUUUGUCGCAAGCCACAAAACCUCUGGAUCGAACAAAACAGUUUCUCGUCAAUCUAAGAUCCGACGAGGGCUUCGCUGGAGUUAUCGCUACUGGUAAAGAACUUGCAGAAUAAAUAGAAGUUGAGCCAAAUUUUCCAUCUGAACCAACAGUCCGAGUUCGUCGAACUCGUCGUCAAUUCAAUUAUGAAUCAAGAGAUGAACCGAUUUUGGAUCCAAUGGCUAAGUUUCGGACGGAAAUAUUUUUUUACGUGAUUGACACUGCCAUUAAUUCAGUCGUUGAAAGGUUUGAUUUGUUAAAUGAACACAAUUCUCUUUUCCGUUUUCUAUACGAUAUUCCAACUAUUCAGAAACUUGACGAUUACCAAUUGAAAACAUGUUGUACUGCCUUAAAUAACGCAUUGUCCGUCGGAGAAAAAUGCGACAUUUCUCCAGAUGAUCUUUUUAUCGAAUUGCGAUCUCUCUCCCAUCGAUUUCCUUUACCAAGCGAAGACGGAAAAAUAAUUGAUUCUAGUCCUCUUGCUGCCUUGACCUUUAUCGUUCAAAAUGGAUUGUCGUCAGUUUAUCCUAAUACUGUGAUUGCAUUACGAAUUUUGCUGACCCUUCCAGUUUCUGUUGCGCAAGGAGAAAGAAGUUUUUCCAAAUUGAAACUAAUAAAAACAUAUCUUCGCUCA
Molecule: messenger RNA, 2869 nt
Organism: Daphnia magna
Lineage: Eukaryota; Metazoa; Arthropoda; Branchiopoda; Diplostraca; Daphniidae
Product: zinc finger MYM-type protein 1
Exons: 2
Coding region: 389-2311 (640 amino acids)
Source: RefSeq, a predicted model, not a curated record